AUGACCGGCAUUGCCCUAUCGCAAAUUGACCCUGAGGUAUUUGAACGGGCGGCCAAAGCCAUUCGCGAAAUCAAUGAUAGCAAAGAUUCAUCGAAGGCUUAUGAGCUGGCUCUGGAGGUCGAAAGACGAAAAGCUGCUGAUGCGGUGACUGAGAAAGCUAAACACAAACGAGACGAAGCUAAACUGCUGAAGGAAAGGCAGGCGACAGAGCUGGCCCAAGCUAAAUUGGAGUUUGAGCAGGAAAGAAAGAGAGUUGAAAUCCAACUGCGACGGCAACAAGAACUGGAAAGGUUCAAAGCGCAAUUGGAUUUAGAGAAAGCGCGACAGAUAACCACCGAAAUGAAAAAGCAAACGCGGGUGCGGCAGGAGGAAGAAAGGAGAAAAUUGGCGGACGAAAUUUUAGCAGAACGUCAGAAGGCCGAAAUCAGGCGUCAUAAUGAGCAACAGAUUCUGAAGGAUCGUCAGAGUAAUAUUAAGAAGGAGCUCGAGUUACAAACAAUUCUAGCCAAAGCCAAGGCGGCGGCAGAAGGGGAUGCUGAGAUUAAGAAAAUUCGCGCUACGAAAGACAUUCGAUUUGAGGAGCUGUCUCUCAAAGCAAAGUUAGUUGCUAGUACAUCGCUGGAACUAGGCCAAGCUCUUGGGUCAAAGAUAGGGAAGACAGUAGGCAAAUUAAUCAACCUGUCCAGCGCAACGCUUAAGGACAGCCAGCAGCUGAGACGGCUUGGAUAUUGCCUUUUCGCAACUGUGAUGAUUACCAAAGGAACCACGACGUCGAUCCGAAUUCUUGAGCAUGCGGCCGAACGUAGCCUCUUCGAAAAUCAUCUGCUCGUCCGACGAAGGCUGAAUGCAUCUCCGCAGAUCGCCCCGACAAUUAUGAAGUCGGCGAUGCGUCAGUUGAUCCAACAGCAACAGCAGUCCCCCUGGGGCAUGAACAUAUUAUUGUACGGACCACCAGGGACCGGCAAGACGACGUUUGCUAAACAUCUGGCAUUAUGUUGUGGAAGAGACGUUCGUUUGACCAGUGGGGGAGGACUGGUGGCUGGUGGACAGAAUGGAGUGAAGGAGUUGGAGAAGCUGUUGUCCUGGGCGCAACGCAGGAAGGCAGUGUUAUUCAUUGAUGAAGCGGACGCGUUUCUUCAAGAUCAGCAGGUGUCUGAUGCUUCUGGCGGUAUGCAGAACUCUGAACAGUUACGGGGGACCUUGAGCAUGUUUUUGGAACGUACGGGAGACUCAGACCAAAGGUUUCUGGUUGUGCUUGCUACCAAUCGCCCGGAACUCCUUCCAAAAGCUAUUCAAGACCGAGUUGAUGUCCGAAUUCCAUUUGUUCUACCGGAUGCCGAGGAGCGUGCUAAAAUCCUCCACUUCUAUCUGCAUAAAUACCUGGCGGAAUUACAGGCGUGGCAGCGAAAACAAAUACCCACCGAUAAUAGAUUUGGCUUCAGCUGGCGCUUGCCCAAAUUGGUAUUUCCGCAAACCAUUACUCAAAAUCUCCCCAAUGCAAUUCCUGUUACCAAUUCUACUAAUGAAGGAAGGAGUGUGAUGGGUGAUGCACCCAAAAAUCAGGGUCCGGGAGAGAUAUUCCGGAUGGAUAUAAACAAGUUGGUGUCUCAGACUGAGGGAUGGUCCGGGCGUCAGAUUGAGAAGUUUUGUCGGAAUUAUUGGUUGUCAUUUUUUAGUUCAGCGAAGGGGGAAGUGGAUGACUGCUCAUUCGAUAAGACGGUGGAUGAAGACUCCUUUGAGAGGGAAUUUGAUACGACAGAUGGCAAGAUGUUUGGUCUAGUGAGCACAUUGUAG
Gregarina niphandrodes is the source of this 1794-nucleotide messenger RNA. Its product is annotated as putative AAA family ATPase. Lineage: Eukaryota; Apicomplexa; Conoidasida; Eugregarinorida; Gregarinidae. The record is from RefSeq and is a predicted model, not a curated record. The transcript has 3 exons. Gene Ontology annotation, biological process: mitochondrion organization. Gene Ontology annotation, molecular function: ATP hydrolysis activity; zinc ion binding; ATP binding. The coding region runs from base 1 to 1794 and encodes 597 amino acids. Gene Ontology annotation, cellular component: mitochondrion.